AUGAACACAUGUACACAGCCUAUUUUAAUUGAUACAGACAUCCAAAUGGAACAAGAUAGCCCUACAUCUAUGGCAGUGCCAAUAUGGGCAAUAGCCAUUAUCGCUAUACUUGUUGUUGCAAUAAUCAUUCUUAUUCUCUUUUAUUUAAAACGACGUCGUACACGAUCUUACUCAGUUGAGACAAUACACCGAAGCGAAGAUUACCCGAUUAAAGAUCACUCUAUUAAAGAUAAUUCUAUCAAAGAAAUGAAGCAAUCCGAAUCGUUAGGAUCAUUUCAAACACUUGUAACACAACAAAAAAAGCAAAGAUCAAUGAAGUUUGACGAGUCAUCUAUUACGACUACACCUUUACCAACCCCACCUUUACCUAAUAUAAAACAACAACAUCUAGAGGGGACUACUUCCCCUCUUAAUACCAACAACAACAAGAAAGCGGAUAAGCCUGCAUCAAUCUUUGACGAAUCAGAUUACAGUUAUUCCACUCCUCCUGAGCCUUCUUCACAGGAGAUCAAAAUUUCAUUACCACUGCCACCCCCCUCUUCUUCGUUUUUCUCUGAUAAAAUGGAAUUAAAUGGAGACCAUGGUCAAGAUUUAUUCAACAUGUAUCUUAACUCAAAACCUACUGAAAAAAGUGAAUUUAUUUCAAUUGAUUUGGAUACUGGGCCAUCCUUUUACUCUAGUGCAACAGCCAACAUACAACAGAAAGCAGCUACCAUGAAGAAUUCCCUGUAUCAAUCACUAAGAAUACAAAAAGGUAAUAGUGGUCGUACGUCGGCUCAGCACAUGUUUAGUGAACCACAGCAAAAGGCACCGAAAAAUUCAGGAGAUUCAUAUGGAUAUCAACCAGAAUCUUCAGAAAAGACUCAAUACAUUCAUAACUCUAGUACAAUCACUACGGACUCAAAUAAAACCGUUAUUGAUAUGAGAGAGUUUAACAAUACUACAAAACAGCCACUCAAAAACCUUACUGUAACUCGUAGUUCAGAUGAUAUGGUUGCAAUAGAUGACGAGUCUCCGAUUACUCCUAAUCCAAAUCUACAAGAACCAGUUCGUGCAGCAAAGCGCGUCAUUCGAUCCGCUUCUAGAAAGACAAAGACUCGUUCUAUGGUCGUCAAUGAAAAAGAUCUUCUGCCAAUUGAGGAUGAAGAAAGUACGGAUUAUCAAGGCCUGGGUGGAACUGUAAAAGAUUCGAAAAAAUCAAAACGGGACUCGGUCAGAUUUGCUAGUUUCCGUGGUCCUAGAAAUAGCGGUGAACAUAUGACAAUUACGUCUGGCUCCAUGAGACGUCUGGUGCGUGAAAGUAUCUUGUUUGAUGACGAUGCUAUUCCUUCCAUGCCUCCUUCUGCUGCUGCUAUGGCCUCUACCAGAAAUACAAAUUCACGAAAAAGUAAUAUCAGCGCUGUUGACAUUGCUAGUUGGUGGGAAAGCAACAGCAAUACCCCUAAAAAUUCAAAUUCAGCCACCAUCACAACAAACGAAGACAGUGAUAAUUCAUUACCCCUAUUUCAAAACAUUUCUGCAGGAUCAAACAGCUCUAGUGCUCCUCAUCAGUACCGUGCCUCUCUUACAACAUCUAUUUUUGGUACUUUGUCAAAAUCAAGUACUGCAGUACUAAACGAAGCAAAUCACGAAGCCGCUGGUGCUGCUAAUGGUAAUGCCACACGUCAUAAUUCAUUUAGAAGAGGAACACUUAGUCGAAAUACAUUAAGAAACAUAACUGCAGGUGCCACAAAUGUAAAUAGAUCAAUCAAAGGCUUGUUCGAUAACUCUUCAAGCAAAGUAGUUCCUGAUGAUAGUCAAAAGAUGGAACUUGAUUCUGAGCCUGUUGUUCAGAAUGAAGAGAAAUCAAGCCCACAUGAGCGUUAUGGUUCAAUUCGUCAAAAAAGUGUUCGAAACACAACUCAAACAAGGCCAAGUAUACCAUCAACAUACCUUCCCAAUUCGGAGUCAUCCACGAAAUAUGCGCUGAGUGACGAAGAUUAUUUCCCUGAUCAACAAAAUUCAGCUGUCGAUCAAAAAUUGGACGAUCAAAACAAGCUUAAAGAAGAGCCCAAGCAAGGUAUAAUGCCAACAUCUGCCAACAGUGAAGUAGACACUAUUCGACGCAUGUUGCAAGAUACUUGGAAAAAUAAUAUGAAGGAAAGUGGAUCUAUGUUUAGUAUUUCAUCUGAGACCGAGAGUGUCGCUACUAACUCGACGCAACAAUCGGGCUUAACACAACAGUCUGCAUCCACUACUGGCACAAGCAAAUUCGUAUCUCGGCAUCAGAACCAGUCGCUUUUAACCAAGUCCUUGCUUACACAACAAGUCGUUAAGAGAGCCUCGCUUCUAGGACGUACAAGACAAUCUGACGAUUUUGUUCCUCAACAAGGUCCAGAGCCAACUGCUUCAUUUUCCUCGUCUACUGCAAGAACCAUGGUACCUGAGGCUGCAAAUGAGCCAGCCAGUGUUCGAUUAAAUGCAAUCAACCACGGAAGCAAUAAAAUCCAACAAGAUGCAUGUGACAAUGUACUUUUAAACCGUCUUUCAACAUCACCUACCUCACCUAGAAACAGCAGUGCUAAUAGCAGUAGGGGUCAUAGUAGAAAAAGCAGCGGAGGAAAUAGUGCUGCCACCGCAUUGCGAAUUAGCUCAGGAUACGCCAUAAAUGCAAAGACUUGGAAUGGGCGUGCAAAUCAAAAACGUAAUUCUCGUCCGUUGGUAACACAAAUCUUGGACGGCAACGACGAUGAAACACCCUCAACACCAGAUACCGCUCAUCUUGUAUCACCCGUGGAACAGAGUAUAGGAAGAGCCAGUGUGAAUAAACGUGCAUUUUUUAGUACAAUGAGAAAAGGCCAAAAGAACCGUGGUAGUAUUCCCUGGAUGGCAGAAGGGGACGAUCAAGAUAAAACGCCUGCUCAAAUAGAGCGUGAUAAAUAUUUAGAAGGAAAGUUUUAA
Molecule: messenger RNA, 2940 nt
Organism: Mucor mucedo
Lineage: Eukaryota; Fungi; Mucoromycota; Mucoromycetes; Mucorales; Mucoraceae
Exons: 3
Coding region: 1-2940 (979 amino acids)
Source: RefSeq, a predicted model, not a curated record